Molecule: messenger RNA, 9769 nt
Organism: Phlebotomus papatasi
Lineage: Eukaryota; Metazoa; Arthropoda; Insecta; Diptera; Psychodidae
Product: protein piccolo
Exons: 9
Coding region: 1365-9038 (2557 amino acids)
Biological process (GO): negative regulation of transcription by RNA polymerase II
Cellular component (GO): nucleus
Molecular function (GO): transcription corepressor activity; protein binding
Source: RefSeq, a predicted model, not a curated record
AGUCGAGUUUUGAAGUUCGUUGGGAGAUGAAGGUCUCUGCGUGUGUUGCUUUGUCCGCUGAGUAGAAGUCGCUUAGAAGUCGCCCCCAUUUUGGGGCACCACCCUUGGAUAAUCCCGUGAAAAACCCUGUGAAAAUAUCACCAUUUUCUGUGUGUUUAGUGGCACCGUGUUGGCGAAAAAGAGUGAAAAAGUCCAAUGAAAUUGUGCUAUUUAGUCAGUGUUCAACACACUGUCCGAUUGCAUGUGUGUGUGAAGGCGCUCCGUGUGCAAAGUGUAGUUGGUGGAAGUAAGAUAGGUAUAUAGUGCUGCUAAUGAGAGUGAGUGAGACAGGUGAUGCCUUUUUUCUCGCUGCACAAACACAAUUAAAUAAUCUCCAUGGAAUAAAUGACGUGUUCGCCUUCCAAUAUUUUGUGAAGAAACUCUGCUAAAAGAAAAAUUUCCACACAACGUUUUCUUGUGAUUUCUGCACUCCACUGGAAAGUCCAAUUGAGUGUUUUUUUUUUAGUGAGAAAUUCCGUGCAAUUUCACAGAAAAUCAAAAAGUGCGGAAAAUAGUAAUUUUCUACGUCAACAUCCCUCCAUUUAUGACACUCUAUUGUGACAAGUGCAAACGACAUACAAAGCAAUCCUCUUAUUGAACUUUUAUUUUAUCAACAAUCACCUAUCAAAAAGUGCAUAAUAUAAAAGGUUUCCAAGGGGAUUUUUCUCGUCCUGUGAAAAGAGAAGUAUCUUCACCUGAGGCACUAACUCAACCGAGAAAGUUUUCCCCAAAUCGGAUGGUAGAGUUCCAUGACAACAAGUGUGUGUGUAUCUAGAUAUACAUGAUUUUUCUUGAGUUUCAGCUAUAAAGGAGGGUUCCUAAAGGUGUGCAAAUCAAUACUUUAAUGAAAAUAAUAAUUAUUGUGAUUUUGUGAAUAGUGUGCAAGAAAAGACUUACAAAAAAAAACUUUCUGUGCUAUUUAAGAGCGCACAAUUCUAUUUGAGUUUAUACAAUCAGAAAAUAGAAAUAAAACUUAAUACGUUUCAAAUUAACACCUGAGCGUGGUUAAAUUGACAACAUAAUCUCACUCAAGAUAGUGAAAGAAGAAAUUGUGGUUGUGGCGAUUGAAUCAAAAUAAAGUGUGUUUAAAAAUAUUUGCUUGGGAUUGACGAGUCUAUUGGAGGAUUGAGUUACAUAAAUACUUUGAUUAUUCGGUGCUGAAUAGUGAUAAAGUGCGUAAAAAUUGUGCAAAAUUAAUAACAGAAAAAAAAUUGUAGAACAUUGGUCUUGAGACUAAAUAUGUGGAUUAUUGUUGCCGCUGUUGACUUUGGAUACUACUAAUUGCUUCACUUGAUGUUGACAUAAGGUCUAAAGACUCCAAAAUAAUGGAGGGUGGCGAGAGAGUGGAUGAAAAACUUCCAGAAAUAACAGAAUCGUCAUCACAGAAGUCUGAAGAGAUUCCAGUUGUGGCUGCUGAAGGUGCUAAAGCUGAAAAUGACGUCGCUGAGGUGUCUGGCGCAGAAGUCAGUGAGACAAAAGAGGAUGCAAUCCAGGAAGCUCCAACUGAGAUAAAUAAUGUUGUAGAUGAGAAAAUUGAGAGACUAUCUCCAGAAACUUCCAAAGAUGAAGUUGAUGAGGUAGAAAAUCAAUCCACAGAGAAACUUUCUGAGCUUCCAGGACCUCUGGAUAAAAGCCCAGAGUUAAGAGUGGAGGAGAUUAAAUGUCCAGAAACCAGUUUAAUAGAAUUUAAAGGAGGUGGUGGUGGUGGUGGUAAUGAAACUGGGGAUUCUGUGGAAAAUAAUGGGGAGGAUCGUCUUCCGCAUUCCACCACAAGCCUUCGUGGAUCAGAGUCACCAAUUCCGGUUGGGAAUCUCCCACCACCACGUUCCAGGAGACCACAACUCCUGGAUAAUCUCAAGAAGAAGACUACUACAUCUGAGAGUUCUGAGCCAGAGAGUUUGGAAGAUGAAGAAUCUCCACCACCAUCUGUGGUGGCAUCAGAUCCAGUUCCAAAAGAUGAGGGAGAUCUUCCGAGCACCUACAUCAAUAAAAGGAGUAGUUUGUAUGUAAAAAAUCCAGAUUUUAGUAAGAGAAUGCAUCAACCAGCUCAAACACCACCUCCUGCUCCACCACUUCCUCCUCCUCCUCCUCCAAGUCAGGUGGUGUCUACCAUUAAAAAUCAUUUGAUUUCCAAUGAUUUGAGUCCUUUGCGGAUGAAACCUCCAGAUUUUAGCAAAGUUGUGCAAUCUGAGGGAAAAUCAGUUCCACAGCCACCCACAAAUGUCACUCCAAGCAAUUUUGAGGAAAUCAGUCGGAAGUACAAUUACAUUAGUGAUUUGCAGCUCAAGCCACAAUCUGCCAGUACAGCACCUUCACCAAGUGGGAGUUAUAGGAAUCUCUAUGUCAGUGCUCCAAAUUUUACAUCACACAAAUUCCAAGGAGAAACAUCCAACAGUGGAAAAGCUGCUGAAGGAGGUGGAGGAGGAGGAGGAGGAGGAGGUGAGCUUGAAGAACCCACAGCUCAUAUUAUUCACAAAAAACCCCAGUAUUUGCCCUCUAAUUCGGCCCAUGAGGCUCCGAGGCAUGAGGAAGCGAUAAGGAGUUAUACUCAGAGCAAAAAUCAGUAUUUGCCUCCUAGAUUUGUGCCACCUGUGGGAUAUGGAAGUCCCUUGGAGCGCGCCAAAAAGUAUGAUGUGAAACCCCAAACAACUCCUAAGGUAUCCUAUGAGCCUAAAGCAUCUGUGAUACAUCAGCAGGUGGGAUAUGAAUCCCCAAAAAUGCCAGUGGAUAUGUAUGGUCAAAGAAAUGCCUACAAUAUGAUGCCACCACAAACAGCCCGAAAUCCUGUGGUUAUUAAACAUCCACCAAGUCCGAGUGGAUCGAUGAAUCCACCACAAAAUUGGCCAGGAAGAGUUGGAACACCACAAUCGCCCCACAAUGGCUCAGCACACAGUCCUAAUUUUCUCCAACCGGCUCCUCCUGUGGCCUACAAAUCCUCCCCAUCUCCUCAAGGAAAUACAUACUAUCCGCCAAAUGGGGGUACAUACUAUGCACCCAAAACAGCAGCUAAAGAAAAACCUCCAAUUGACUAUGUUGAUCUAACGAAGCCUGAGGGCAGGUCUCAUCAGGAUAUCCAAUUGAGGGGAUCUCCAAGAAGUGAAUCCCUGGGAAGAAGUCAAGCCAGAGAGCCUAUGGUAUAUGAAAUGAGGCAUUCAAGUUCAGAGACUAAUGUAGCAGCUUACUACAGGCAUAUGAAAGAAUCUCAGCCGAUGCCCAAGGAUCCAACUGGAUAUAAUCCCUAUGCAGGCAAUUCUUCCAAACAGAGUGUUUCCUACAGAUACCCGCCACAACCCAAGGAGACCAUUCCCAAAACGUACAGAUACCCUCCUUCUUCCCAAGAACCUGUGUAUGAGAGGAAUCCUUCCGUUAUUGAAAGGCAUACACCAGUGGUACCUUCUGCUGCCACUUAUGAGCCUCCUCCCCAGGUGCCCAAAGUGAAAACGGAAGCAUCGCCUAAAGCUCCAACUGCAACUGCUACCACAAAUUCAGUUCUAGCACCAGUUAAGAGAGAAUCACCCUUAGAUUUGAGUGUGAAAACUGUAAAAACGAAAGCAGAUUCUACGGGAUGCGAUGACAAUGCCAUCGGAUCCAGUGUAUUUAGCAAACAACGAGAACCAUCGCAUUCCCUAAAAGUGAACUAUGUGCCAAACUUUUCAAAGCACACCCAAGAUCCCGUAGACUAUCGUCCGGUUUAUCAACCUUAUGAACAAACUAGACCCCAGCCAAUACCACCAAAUCCUGGGCAGAUUCUGGCCAAGAGGGUAGCAGUACCUGAGAGGGAGAUGCACCAGAGGAGUCCAUCUGGGCGAUACUAUCCCAUGCAGCAACAGGUCAGCAAUCAGAGGACUGAAUAUUCACCAACAGGGAUGUACUAUGAUCCGAAGAGGGCAGUUUUCCCGCCAAAAGAUCCCUCCCCAAGGCCCGAUAGAACGAUUUACUAUCCCAGAGAAUCUGUUCUACAGCCACCCAAUGCCACUAACGUGAUAAAAUCCGUGAAACAGGAAGUGUAUCAGCAGUAUCAGCAGUAUCCAGCUAAACCACAACCCGAAAUUAGGACUCCAGUGGCAAGGUAUGAGAAUCAUGUGGGAUAUCAGAAAUACCCACAACCAAUUCCGCCGGCGGAAUAUCCACCACAGCAACAGGCUUAUCCUAAGAGUCACGUAGAAGUGAUGAGACCUCAGGAACCUGUGCCCUAUCAGUACAACUAUCCCAAAGUGACAGCAGAAAAGGAUGUGAGUGGGGAGAGGAAGCGACCAGCGGCUGAGGGAUAUCCCUAUGAGAUGAUUCCACCUAAGAAGUCACCAAAACUUGAGACACCAAUCCAGCAAAAGGUGGAUGCGUACCUGAAUAAUGCUGGUUAUUACAAGAGCCAUCACUAUCCUCAUCCUGGAACGCCACCACAGCAUCCUCCGCAUCCGCCUCAGCAUACAUCACAAAUGCAUCCUCAGCAGCAUCCGCCUCAGACACCACCACAGCAUCAAUCGCAGUAUCCAGUUCAACAUGUACAACAUCCUCAGCCUCAGCAUCCACCCCAUCUGUCACAUCCCCAACAUCCUUCACAUCCUCAGCAUCCAUCGCAUCCUUCACAUUCCUCUCAUCCAACGCAUCCUCCACAAAUCCCAUCGAAUGCUCUGCAUCAUACGACACAUCAACCAUCACAUCAGAUGCCGAGCCUUCCACCGCGGGAUCCAAUACCUCGGCCUUCCCCGCAAAAUCCAUACCAGUAUCGUCCUGGAGAGUAUCCUUAUGCUCCCAAGGAGAUGAAAAGUGUACAAGCCGAGAAGACAAUUGAACCUUCGGUAGCUGUUUACUAUCCGCCGACGCCCAAGAAAGACGUCCAUCCGGGCAGUUAUACAGCCGAAUCUCCGGCUGUUAGAUACUCUGUUCAACAGAAUUUCCGUGCUGCCAUGCCAUAUGAACAUCAAAGGAUUCCACAGUAUCCACAGAGUCCGACACAACCACCACCACCACCACCACCACAACCGGCACAGCCUCCGCACAAUCCCUAUGAGACUAUGGAGAAGCAUCCGGCUGAUUUCAGGCCAAUGCCAGCACCAGUGUCUGUGUAUCCAGGAGGAACCACAAAUACUAUUACGGCACGUCAGUGGUAUCCGAGUCUUCCACCGCAGCAGAAUCAUCAGUAUACACCACCUGGUCAGAUCUAUCAUCAGCGUCCACCGGAUCCUGCUCCUUCAGCAGUUCCAGCUGCCUCCCCGGGUGGUAAUCUCAUUCGGACGGCUUCGGAUGAGAGGUUGGUAGCCAAUGGUGGAAAAAUGGGUGCUGACAGGGAUGUCAUAUCAAAGCUCAAGACAACAAUUGAGGGAAAACAGAAGAUGAUGGUGAAGAAACAGAAUAGUGGUGAAUUUUCUGAAGAAGAAUCCAAUAAAACGGAUAUAGCAUCAAUAUUGGCAGCAAGAAUUAGGACAAAGGGAGAACUCAAAGGUUUUACACCUAUUCCUGUAGUUUCUGCUGAAAAAGAUGCACCAGCUUCUUCAGUUGAGGAAGAACCAGUUAUUCCAGUGAUUGGACCAAUUGAUCCACCAUCGGAUCUCGAAGGAACCAGUGCAUUUGAUCUUUUAGACUUUGGAAGUGCCUGCAAUGAUUUUGUUGAGCAAUUGCAAACAGGAAAGAAGAAAAUGAAGAGACGAAGAAGUCGAAAAUCUGAAGUUGGUGAAAUUAAAUUGGAAGUUAAGAAGGAAACUGAAGAAAUGGAAGUAACUAUUCCACCUGAAAGUAUUGUUCCACAAGAAGCUAUCCAGAAGGCUGCAGAGAGUCUAAGUCUUCCACCAAAAACUAAACCGGUUGAAACAAGUAGCAGUGAUGAGGAUAAACCACUAUUUUUGCUUCGGCAACAAAGUGAAGAGGUGAAAAGAUCAGAGAUUUUUGAGAGAUUGGCAAAGAAUAUCCGUGAAAAGCAGGAAAAGAGACUUGCAGCAAGGAUAAAUUCAUCAACGUCAGAAGAUGAUGAAGCUUCCAAGUCUUCGCAGAAGAGAAAACGAAAACCCCUGAGAAGAACAACAACAAAAACACGAAGUAUUAAAACAUCAUCUGAAGAUUCGUCAAAUGAUGAAGAAGAAGAAGAAGAGGAGGAGGAGAAGAAGAAAAAGAAGAAAGUAGAGAAAUCCUCAUCGGAAUCGGAAGUUGUGAAGAAAAAGGUCAAAAAAGGACAGAAAUCUGAUGAAGAGGAAACAACUUCCAGUAAAUCUCCAUCAAAGACACCCAAGAAGUCCAAAAAGACUGCAGAGAGUAGCAGUGAGGAGGAAGAAGAGGACACUGGGAAGAAGGGUAAAAACAAAAAGUCUUCAGCACGUUCAGCAACUAAGAAGCGUACAACCAGGAAGUCUACAUCAUCAGAGGGGAGCUCAGAUAGCGGUGAGGAGGGUGACAGUGAGGAAAAGUCAGUGUCAAAGUCAAAAAACUCCUCAGCGGCAAAGUCCACCGACGGCGGAAAGGAGAAGGUCGAAAAGGCUCCUCCUCCCAGCAGGACUAAAACUACACGCCGCUCAAAGGACGUCGGAUCUGGAGGUGGGACUGAAGACACCAUGUCAAUGACACGAUCCAAGAAGCGAAAGGAGAUGGAACAACGACUGGCUAAUAGUAAAGUCUUGAGAAAUGAUAAAAUUGUUCAUAAUGUUGUUGUGGACAAGAAGAAGAAACCAUCCACCAAGGCUACUCCAUUGAAAGUGGACGAAACCAAGAGGAAGAUUUUGGAUACGGACAGUGAACCGGAUGGAAAAGGUGGAUCCGGAAAGGCCAAGAAGAAAACCCGUCGUGUCUCCAAGCUUCAAUCAUCUUCUAGUUCUGAGCAUUCGGAGUCCGAGAGUGAAGCUGAAACCGUCAGUGAAAGACUGAGGCCAAGAAAACCCCAACAAAAACCGGCAAUCCCAGCUACGCCACCAAAAAACGGGAAGGUCUCGGGAGGUGGGAAAAAUGAUUCGUCUCCCGGGAAGAAAAAUAAUGCUAAGGCAUCAGCUGCCGUUGAAGGGGCCACUGAAACAGAUAAUGGGGAUAAUAAGUAUCCUCCGGGUUGGGAACUUCAGCUGUAUGAGUUCAAGAGAUCACUCAAAAUACCUCCGAGUCUCAUAACAAUUGCACGACCAUCGUGGCAUAGAAUUUCCACUUCCCUUCCAGAUCUCGAUCCUCAUUCCAGUGAUGCAUCAGAGAGUUAUCGACAGGAGCGUAGUAAGCCGAAAGAGAGUGAUAAUAGGCAAAAAGAUGACUCAAAGUCUUCCAUAAUUGACCUUCUGCAUCAGAGAGUUACGCAGAAAUCUCGGCAAACUACCCACAGGAAGACCCCAAAAGCCCCUGCUAAAGCAGUAAUUAAAGAUAAUACGAGUGUUAAGGCUCCUAAUCCCACUGCCACUCAACUCUUAGCUACACCAGGUGUUGAGGAUGAUAAAUUAAUUUUUGGUGGUGAUGGGAAGACUUUUGCGGGAACUGUUUUGAAAUCUCGUACACGAACAGAAUAUAGAAUUAUGAAGAAUAAAGAGAUUAUUAGGCAGGUAUUUGGUGGUGAGGACAGACCAGCUUCAGCUCCGCCUUUUAGAGGGGGCGUCGAUGAUAGUAGUACAUCAGAAGUUACAGUAAAACAGGAACCAUCUGAAGAACUUCCAAAACCUGUAACUUUUGAUCAGAAAUUCCAGGAGUACAUUCAGCAAAUUGAUAGAAUGGCAAUUGAGGAGGGAUUUGUCAGAGAUACUACCAAUCGCUGCGUUAAGACAGAAAAGGACUUUGGGGAGGAUACAGAAACCCAGGAUACAGUUUUGGAAAGUCAAAGUGUCAAUUCGGAGAGAGAUGGACUUACUCCCAUUUCCUUCACCAAUGUCAUACGGCGGGGAACGAAAAAGGGUUCCCGGAGCGCUAGAAGGAAAGGUAGUUCUGGUUUUGACUACAUUCGCAAGAAGAAGAAACCACUGACUGAGAGUCAGCAGGCAGCUCUGGCGAAGAAACGUCAGGCUGCGGUUACGGAGUUAAGAGAACGAGAUGAACAGGAUAUUGGUAGGGAAGUUAAGGGAUGGGUUUUGAAUAAAGGAGUUGGAGAGAGUGUCUUGCAUAAAGCGGCUAGGUUAAAUUACUUGGAUGUCAUUGCCUACUGUCUGGACAGAAUGGAAAUGCAUCCGGAUCAGAAGGAUAAUGCCGGGUAUACUCCACUUCAUGAAGCCUGUUCCCGAGGACAUCUGGAGAUUGCUCGAUUGCUCCUGGAAUAUGGGGCUAAUCACUCUGAGACAGCCCUUUCGGGAAUCAGACCAUUGCAUGAUGCCGUGGAGAAUGGGAAUAUAGAAGUGGCCAGAUUGCUACUUUCCUAUGGUGCUGAUCCCCUAUUGGCCACUUACGCUGGACAGACUCCACUGUCACUCGCUGAAGAUGAUGGGAUGACACUAUUCCUGAAGAAUCACUUGUAUGACGUUCAGCAUACUGGGCCGGAUAAGGGAUCGUGGAAGUUUGCAGGACCUUGGGAGAUUUAUGAUCCCGAUAUUUGGGGCUUCAGUAUUUUUGCGGAUGUUCCAGAAGUAGUUGAUACGGCUGCCCUCAAAGAGCCCGAAAAGUGCGAUUCCAAUUCGAAUAUUAUGCAAAAGGCUCCAGAACCAGUUGAAAAUGGCCGUGUUAAUGGGUCAAGUGUUGCCAUGGAUGCUGAAGGAUCUGAUGGGGAAUUGUUUGAGAUGGAAGAAUCAGAGAUGCCCCUUCCACCGCUGUAUCUGCUCCGUGAUGAGGGUACGGAGAAGUGGGUGCUUCUGUCUGACCUUUGCAAUAUGCUCAAGGUCAAAUCUCGCGAUACACUGCUCAAGCAAAUUCAUCCGGGAGGACUUCCUGGAGGUACGACGCACAAGGAGUUGAUUAGGGAACUGAAGACUGGUGAUUUCCUGCAGAAGGCCACGUGUCUGCAGUUGCUGUGUGCUGGUGAAAAGCUGAAUAUUCGCAGCUCAAAGGUGGUCUUGAUAAAGUACAACGAGAAUGUCCAGGCUCUGUUGGGGGUUCAGACGCUCCUAAUGCGACUCUGACGUCCGGAAAGUGAGGGAGAGGUGACUUUUUGAGGCGAUAAUUCUCAGGGAAAUGCCUAAAAGUGAGAGCAAGAGAGUAAAACCCUCCAAAAUGACUAAAUAAAUUGGACUUUAAUCAACAUUUGUAAUCACAAGAUUGUGUGAUAUUAGAAAUGAAUUAUAGCGGCAAAGAAAUGGUCUGCGGACCCAAAAAAAAAAAAGAAAAUGAAACAAAAUUAAUUGUAAAUUUUUAAAGAACUGCGUGUUAAAUCAAAAGAAAAAAAAAUGUAGGAAAAAUUGUAGUGUAAUUGAGCGUGGAAUUUGUAAGAUUGUAUGAACAGAGAUGGUUUAUAUUUUUAGAUAAAACUAACAAAUAUUUUUUUUGUUGCAAGGAAAAUGCAAAAAAGAUUAGAACUAAUGUAAAAAAAAAAUUGCAAUUAAGAUUUUAGCUGAUAUAUCACAGAAAAGAAAUAAAAACUCAAAUAUUAUGCAGUUUUUUUUAGCCGUAAGAGCAAGCAAGAAAAAUAUAAUAAAAGAUUUUGCAAAAUUUACAGAGAGAGGAACAAGUGUAAAAAGUAUUUUAAAAGUGAAUAAUUGAAAGUUUGCAAUUGAUUAGCUCAUUUUAAAUAAUUUUUUUAUUGUACAUUUUAAGUUGUUACUGUAGUGAAAAAAAAAAUUGUAAUUAUAAAUGUGCAAUGACAUGUGAUUACAUAAUGAAAGAAAAAAAUAUACAAAAUAUUGAUUAGAACAAA